Vigna radiata var. radiata (mung bean) is the source of this 858-nucleotide messenger RNA. RefSeq lists its product as uncharacterized. The coding region runs from base 76 to 411 and encodes 111 amino acids. The record is from RefSeq and is a predicted model, not a curated record. Lineage: Eukaryota; Viridiplantae; Streptophyta; Magnoliopsida; Fabales; Fabaceae. The transcript has 3 exons.
AAGGGUUUUUAAUAAUUGGGGAAACGCAGCUGCAAGAGAGGAUCUUCCUUCGGAGAAAUAAUUGUAUUGAGGGCAAUGACGUCGUCGGAGGAGAAGGAAGCUUCAAGCUCCAACCCUAUUCGCAAAGUAUCCUGCACGGCUAGCUUCGACGCGCUCUGGUUCUGCUACUCGCCGGUACAUCAAAUGCAGCAGUAUUACAGGCUUGGCGUUCUUGACAAUUGUUCCCGCCAAUGGAAAGCCAUGGUUGAUUGCUUAAUGCUCAAGACCAAACCCUCAUCUGAAGUCCAGGAAAUUCUGGAAACUCAAGAGAAAUCAAAGUCAAAGUCACACAUCUGGACUUUUCGGACACCAGAAGAAGCUUCUUACUACUGGAAAGAACUUUAUGGUCAUUUAGACGACGAGCCUGAAUGAUGAAAAUAAAAUUGUGCAAUUAAAUGUUAUUUAGUACCUUCUGAUUUUGCCUUAGGAUGAGACAAUUAGAGAUCAAAGGGCCAUGAGAGAAUACAAAUUACUGACCAAGUCAAUUAUUCUCGAAACAAAUCAUUCAUAUUCUUAUAACUUUUUCCCAAUAUGCUUCACCAUAAAUGGUAAAAUUUUGGAAUAAAAAAUUAGAGACAUUUGACAGUUUCAGCACAACAAUAUUCUUACGAAACUUUUAGGGGGUACAAAAAAUUCGACUUCAGCAUUUGUAAAUAAUUAUUCUUGUUAUCUUCUUCAAUGAGUGUCAUUAAAUAGGUCCAUGAAGAACAGAAGUAGCUGUUGCAAUCCCUUUUUUUGUUGUUGAUUAACGUUGAACUCAUCUUGAAUGUUUUCUUCUUUUAUCUAUCAAGCUUUGACAGUGGAGAAACAUUAAAUACA